This is a messenger RNA of Aspergillus vadensis CBS 113365, 525 nucleotides long. RefSeq lists its product as uncharacterized. Bases 1 to 525 code for a protein of 174 amino acids. NCBI's taxonomy places the organism in Eukaryota, Fungi, Ascomycota, Eurotiomycetes, Eurotiales, Aspergillaceae. The transcript is spliced from 4 exons. The record is from RefSeq and is a predicted model, not a curated record.
AUGAACUCCUGUACACUGUCUCAGGUAAACUCAGUCACAGUGUCCCUCUUGAGUCCGGCGUCCAUUACCGGGCACACUCGCUAUAUAGAGAUGCUGUUGGAAGUUGACUAUAUGCUGUGGGUCUAUAAUAUCAUUGCCAGCGUUGCAUACUGGGUGCUCCUUGCGGGAUAUCUAGUAAUUCCUGGAAUAUUCAUUUUCUUGCAGAAGUCGGAAAAACUCGAGCAGGCUCUUAUUAGUAAUGGUAAUCUGCUUUUUCUUGUGAUUGCCUGUGUGUUCUUUGCAGUAGGAACUAUGCUUCUGAUAUGGCUUUGCUGGACAUGGCGCAGCAAUUACAUUUGGCUUGUCGGUCGGCUAUUUACUUGGUCUAUCAUGGCUCUGGUCACUACAGUGAUGGUCGGAAGUGCUUUUUUAAUUUCAUUAUUACUGACAGUUCUGUAUAAAUACAUCUUGUUAAAGAAGGUCGAGGAGGAGCAUAAAAUGGAAAUGUGUACUAGAAUACUUAUGUUAAUUGAUAAUUAUUCUUGA